UUUUAAAUCCCCCACCUGUCAGAGAGAGGCAGGACUUCCUGUAUUUUUUAGAGCGACUGCCGGAAGUGGCAGCGGACAAAUCGGCGUUUGCGGAGGCUCGCAUAGAUUUGGCUGUCUCCGCUCGUAGCUGCUUUUGGCGCGAAAGAUGCCGGGUCUGGUCGACUCAAACCCUGCCCCGCCUGAGCCUCAGGAGAAGAAGCCGCUGAAGCCUUGCUGCGCUUGUCCGGAGACCAAGAAGGCGCGCGAUGCGUGUAUCAUCGAGAAAGGAGAAGAACACUGUGGACAUCUAAUUGAGGCCCACAAGGAAUGCAUGAGAGCUCUGGGAUUUAAAAUAUGAAAUGGUGGUCUGCUGUGUGAAUAAAUAAUUCCUGAAGAAUGAAGAAGAUUAAUUUUGGGAGUUCUUUGAUGAACUUUGAUAUGUGGAAAAAGUAUUUAUAAUUUAUUUUUAAAAGAAAGUAAAAUAUUACUAGCGAAAGAU
Messenger RNA from Chlorocebus sabaeus (green monkey), 478 nucleotides. RefSeq names its product cytochrome c oxidase copper chaperone COX17 (gene COX17). Gene Ontology annotation, molecular function: copper ion binding; copper chaperone activity. Gene Ontology annotation, cellular component: mitochondrial intermembrane space. Gene Ontology annotation, biological process: mitochondrial respiratory chain complex IV assembly. Lineage: Eukaryota; Metazoa; Chordata; Mammalia; Primates; Cercopithecidae. The record is from RefSeq and is a predicted model, not a curated record.